UGUUUUUUGUGUGCGAGUGUGUGUGUGUGUUGAACUGAGCGGAGGUGAAGAAGAGGAGGAUGAAGCUGGGAGCGGAGGAUGGGAGGAAGAGUGGAGUAAGAGACAGGCUAGCUGUGUGUGAAUGAGUGAGUGAGAGAGGAAGAGGAGAGGAAGGUCGUCUGAGGGACCGAAAACAAAGACUUGGAUUUUUUGGGGAUAACCUCCGGAACCUUACUAACGGAAACUUUCAACUUUUUACCCGCCACAGCUCGGCUCGUAGUGCCCGGAGCCGGCUUUGUUUCACGGCGGGGGUGUCUACGAUAAAUGAAGGAAUAAAAUAGAUCCCCAUCGACCUUUUUCUACCCAAGCGGGGAAUACCCUGGGACUGUUUUUGCUAAAGGUUACGAGAGAAUGGCGGCCAACAUGUACCGAGUGGGAGAUUACGUGUACUUUGAGAACUCCUCCAGCAACCCCUACCUGAUCCGCAGAAUAGAAGAGCUCAACAAGACAGCCAAUGGGAACGUGGAGGCAAAGGUGGUGUGUCUCUUCAGGAGGCGAGACAUCUCAGGCAACCUCAACACCCUGGCUGACAGCAAUGCAAGAGAGUUCGAGGAGGAGUCGAAGCAGCCAACGCUGUCUGAACAACAGAAACACCAGCUCAAACACAGAGAACUCUUCCUGUCUCGACAGUUUGAAUCUUUACCUGCUACUCACAUACGGGGGAAAUGUAACGUCACCCUCCUCAAUGAAACAGACGUUUUGGCUGGCUACCUGGAUAAAGAGGACUGCUUCUUCUACUCGUUGGUGUUUGACCCUGUCCAGAAGACCCUACUGGCAGACCAGGGUGAGAUCAGGGUGGGCUCCAAGUACCAGGCAGAGAUCCCCGACAAGCUAGCCGAGGGUGAAUCAGACAACCGGGUCCAGGAGAAGCUGGAGACCAAGGUGUGGGACCCCAACAAUCAGCUCAAAGACCCUCAGAUUGACCAGUUCCUGGUGGUGGCAAGAGCUGUGGGGACAUUUGCUCGGGCGCUGGACUGCAGCAGCUCCAUUCGCCAGCCCAGCCUCCAUAUGAGCGCAGCUGCAGCCUCAAGAGACAUCACACUGUUCCACGCCAUGGACACGUUGCAGAAGAACAACUAUGACCUGGCCAAAGCCAUGUCCACCCUGGUUCCUCAGGGGGGUCCGGUGCUAUGCCGUGAUGAGAUGGAGGAGUGGAGCGCGUCAGAGGCCAUGCUAUUCGAGGAGGCUCUGGAGAAAUAUGGCAAAGACUUCAACGACAUCCGCCAGGACUUUCUGCCCUGGAAGUCUCUAGCCAGUGUGGUCCAGUUCUACUACAUGUGGAAGACCACCGACCGCUACAUCCAACAGAAACGACUAAAGGCGGCAGAGGCAGACAGCAAGCUGAAGCAGGUGUACAUCCCCACCUACACCAAACCCAACCCCAACCAGAUCAUGGUUCCAGGCAGCAAGCCCGGCAUGAACGGCGCAGCAGGCUUUCAGAAAGGACUCAGCUGUGAGAGCUGCCACACGGCCCAGUCUCCUCAGUGGUAUGCCUGGGGGCCUCCCAACAUGCAGUGCAGACUGUGCGCCUCCUGCUGGAUCUACUGGAAGAAGUAUGGAGGCCUCAAGACCCCCACACAGCUAGAGGGCGCUGCUAGAGCUGGCUCUGAGUCAGGCCCUCGGGGUCACAUGACACGCCAGGAGGUCCAGGGCAUGUCGCCGUUCACCCGCAAUGAGGGUCGAGCCAAGCUGCUGGCCAAGAACCGCCAGACAUUCAUCCUGCAGACCACCAAGCUGACCCGCAUUGCCCGGCGGGUGUGCGAGGACAUCCUGCAGCCCCGGCGCGCCGCACGGCGGCCCUAUGCCUCCAUCAACGCCAACGCCGUCAAGGCUGAGUGUAUGAUCCGGCUGCCCAAAGCCACAAAAACUCCUACAAAGAGCAAGUUGGUGCCUCGACAGUCGCUGGCCACCAUAGUGAAGGAUUUAGCCAUCUCAGCUCCUCUGAAACUGAAGGCGUCUAGAGGACCCCCAACACCCAUCAACAGGAAUCAGGCCAGCCAGCCUCGUGUGGGCCAAAGCCUUCUGGGAAAGAGAGGCUUCGACAGCGCUGCAGGGGUGCCCUACCCAGCCAACGGGAGGCCGUACACUUCAGGUAUGAGGACCACCUCUCAGUCUGUCAUCAAGCGGCAGAAGGUCAGCCAAGGGGAGGCACCCAACCCCGUGGUGUUUGUGGCUACAAAGGACACCAGGGCUCUGAGGAAACACCUGACCCAGUCGGAGAUGCGCCGGGCAGCGCGGAAGCCUCAUCUCUUGGUUCGGAUCAAGCUGCCGCCACCCCCUCGCUCCCUGGCCAUGCCCCUGCUCCCCUCCAGCACCAGCGAACCCAUUGUCCUGGAGGACUGAAGGGGGAGGGACAUGGGGGUUCUUCCAACAGGACACAGGGGGUUGGGUGGGAGUUGGGGAGGGUCUGUGCUCAGGCCAUCGACUUAACAGGCAGCACAGUACGCCAUACCAGUAGUCUUUUAUUUUCCCUCUUUUCAGUGUCAUUUUUCUUUAGUCCUCUGUUACUUCCCAAAUGUUGUGUCCAACACACACACACACACACACACACACACACACACUCAGAUGACUGUACAUUUCAUAUUAAACACACAGCAUCAGCACUCACACAACGCCUUGGGCUUUGUAGUAUUUUAUUCCAGACCCUGAUUUAUUUUGCUCCCCUUUUUCAAUGCCGCCUGUUUUUAAAUGUGUAAUUUAAAUCAAGAUCCUGAAACAAUGGUGAUAAAGCACACUUUGUUUUUCCUCCACGUCUCUAUCUUUGUGUAAAUAUAUGCAUCAUUUAAGGGGCGAAACCCACAGUAUGGAAGGAGAAUGGGGGGCAGGGAAGUGGAAACGGGAGACAGUGCAGGACAGCUGUAGCCGGCUGAAGGUCUAAUCUGAUUUGGAGAUUUCACUCAUACACUCCUUUACUCCAUUCCAGCAGGGGGGAAAGUGUGGCUGUAGCUCAUUGACUGUGCACAGGUUCAUUGGUCAAGCUGAGGACAAGUGUUGACAGAGCUACCCUCCCAUCAUCAGCCUGUUACAGGGGUUAAUAAAUCCUGACGGGUCAAGUCCUUCCCAUCUGCACUUUUUUAACAUCCUCCAUCUUAUGGAAGUCCCUCAGUGUCGAAUAGCAAGUGAGCACAAAACAACUUUAGCAGUGUGAAAGUUUUUAAAAGGUUUUAUCACUCAUACAAAAUCUAAAGCGCAACCCUGUUAGACAACUCCUUUGAAGUAGUAUGAUCAAUCUUAGGACAGCAAAGAACCAUUAGUUUCAUUAUAUAUUAUACUGCGAAUCUUCUUAAUUUAUUUGAAAAUUGCAGUUGACCCUUCCUAAGCCCCGCCCUUUUUUGCUCUGUGCUCCAAUAACCGUUUCUCCCUUUUAUAUACUUAUUUAUGCUAUAUGCUAAGAUAAUCUUAUGUUGAAAAGAGAGACAAAUUUUGAAGACGGUUAAAAGAUAAAAUCGACACAUUUGAAUUGGCUAAUGUUAGCAAAAUGCCAGUUAACUAGCUAGCUAAUCUACAUCAAUCGUUAGCUAGCUAGUUACAUCUGAUAGCUAAUGUUAGUGAAAUGCUAGCUUACUAGCUAGCUAAUUUACAUCAAUCAUUAGUUAGCUAGCAUUUCACUAACAUUAGCUAGCUUACUUACGAUGUGAAUAUAUAUGUCGCUUUUAUCUUUUAAACAUCUUCAAAAUGUGGUUGUCUUUUUAACAUAGACGAGCCUAGCACAUACCAUAUCAAAGAAAAUGAAAGAAAGAAGAUGACCGAGUCUUGCCCAUCUCUUAUUGGAGCACAGAGCAAAAAGGGGUGGGACUUAGGAAGGGUCAAUUCUCCAAAGCCCAAGGGGACAUCUUGAAAUUGCUUGUUUUGACCGACCAAUUGCUAAACCCUGUCUGUGUUUGUAGAGCUCUACUUAAGUUAGUUUUGUACUCACUUGAUAGUUUUGUUAUUAAUAGCCCUCCAUACCGUCUCAACCUUUGCAUCACAGUAGUCAUUUUCUAAGAAACUGAACGAGGGUUGUUGUUGCAGUCGAGCUGCAUUUUGUCUUUCGUCUCCCGUCACUUGAUCGCUGCGCUUUUAUAGCCACUUUUAGCUGGUUUGAAGAGACCCUGGCUCCUGUACUCUUGACUUCACCCCAAGAGGUUUGAACAGGCAGUCUGGAAUCAAAGGGGAGAGGAUCAUUGCUGAAGUCAUCAUUGGAGUCUGUAGGUUUACAGUGUAGCAGGGAUCAUAUGUAGUGUUUGAGGUAAUUCAAAUGAUUGUGGUUACCAUGGAGUUGCUGUGUGACUUGCCAUGACAAGAGAACACAUUUGGCUUUGAGGUACUAUGUUUGAGUCUGCAAAAGUCCAAAAUGAAGCCAUAAUGUGCAAAAAAAAAAAAGGUGGACGUCCAUUGUGAGUGGACACGUUUUAACCCUGCAGUAAUGUUUAGACUAAGGCCACAGCAUUUCUGACAAUAUACAGUUUGGUUGGUUAGAGUGAAACUGACAGAAUUAUGUUACUGGUCAGUUGAUAAAAGUCUGUUAAUAAAGAAACAAUUUGUAAAUGUACAGAAGGCAAUUAGGGCCAAACAUUAAGUUCUGAAAUUAAUGUUACAAAUUGCAAAAAGAGUCUGAGAUUAAAGUCAUGCCUUUUGUCCCAGUAUUGAUUCAUUCAGAGCUUAUAUGGCCUUAAUCCUCUUCUGUAAAUGUGGAACAGAAGUGAUGUUUUUGAUUGUGAUUAGGUAUGAAGACGAUGUGAAAGGAAUCUUCAGCUGUCUCAACUUUUGCUUUGUUUACUUUCCCGCCUGUUUGUACCGUUAUGAAAGGGUGUGUACUAAAAGUAAGUUGUUAAUUGGAUAAUUAUAAUUCCUCUGUAUCCCACAGCCUGUGGGUGGCCACAGCAGCGAGUGCUUACACUGGUUUUAUAAGCAAGUUUGGUCCCAAUGUGGGCUUUGUAAUAUUUCUCAAAAGAAAAAAAAAAGAAAUUGAAGUGUUCAGUUUGUAGCAAAUACUAAUCUGUGUAAAGAAAAGUGGAAAACUGGCAUAUUUUAAACUUUUUUACAUCUAAAGUGUGUAAUUCUGCUCCAGUAUUGUGGAGAUGGCUCUAAAAGGCUACUGUACAUGUGAAACAUUGCUCUCCUUCAUAGGGAUGGGUGGGGUGGUCAUUUGAACCGAGGCGACAUUCAAAAGGGACGGGGUGCUGAUUUUUGUAUGAUGGAGAGACAAACAUGCUACAAUUGAAACUUUUUUCUCAAGUGUUUUUUAUUCCAAUGUCUCUGUAUCCUUUAAUGUAUCUUGAUAAGAAAAGAAAUAAAGAUUUUUUUUU
This is a messenger RNA of Dicentrarchus labrax (European seabass), 5327 nucleotides long. It is a transcript of the gene mta2, whose product is annotated as metastasis associated 1 family, member 2. The coding region runs from base 391 to 2382 and encodes 663 amino acids. Gene Ontology annotation, biological process: negative regulation of transcription by RNA polymerase II. The record is from RefSeq and is a predicted model, not a curated record. The transcript is spliced from 18 exons. Gene Ontology annotation, cellular component: nucleoplasm; NuRD complex. Gene Ontology annotation, molecular function: chromatin binding; transcription corepressor activity; transcription coactivator activity. NCBI's taxonomy places the organism in Eukaryota, Metazoa, Chordata, Actinopteri, Moronidae.